This is a messenger RNA of Octopus sinensis (East Asian common octopus), 362 nucleotides long. RefSeq names its product glycerophosphodiester phosphodiesterase domain-containing protein 5-like. The record is from RefSeq and is a predicted model, not a curated record. Gene Ontology annotation, cellular component: membrane. The transcript is spliced from 4 exons. Gene Ontology annotation, molecular function: glycerophosphodiester phosphodiesterase activity. Lineage: Eukaryota; Metazoa; Mollusca; Cephalopoda; Octopoda; Octopodidae. Bases 42 to 362 code for a protein of 106 amino acids.
ACUUAAUCAUACUAGUAAUUCUCCUGAUUACUUUUAUCUAUAUGGCUUUCUACUUGUACUUCUGGCUUGCGGCUGAGAAUGAUUCAAAUGAUUUUAAUUGGAAUUUUACAGUAGAAUUUAAAAUGAAACAUGUACCAUGGUAUAGAAUAAUGCUGUCCUUAGCAGUGGUUGCAUUUUGGUAUCUUGCAAUUUUAGUGGGUCUAUCAAUAUAUCGUAUUUCUAUGGGACAUGAAGUACAUAUACAUCCAUUCCAUGUAGUGAUGAUAAUCAUCAAUUUUUUGAGUUGCAUUGGCUACACAAUUGCCUUGAAUACUUUCUGGCCAUCUGUGUGGGCAAUGCUGAAACUAUCAUUUCAAGUUUAA